CAUUGCUUACAAUAGGAGUGUUCAAACAUAUCACGUGACUCGCAAUCAAUGUACUGAUUGGUUGAUUGUCAUCAAUAGUAUCGAUCAUCGAUUGGUUUUUAUAAUUGGCGUCAAGUGUUGAAUGUGUGUUGAAGUGACCGCACGUUUGCUGUGACCACACGUGUGACCACUUUUGGCAUCACUCACCCGAAGACAUGAUGUCGACAGUCGGACAUACCGUCGAAACCUUUGAAGCCAACGAUGCCUUUAGUAUUACCGGUGAUUGUGAUACAAAUGAAAAGCUAGUCAUGUCUAGAGAGGACAGUAAAAAAUAUAUACUUAACUUGUUUGAAGACUUGGAUACUAUAUUCAUGAGCGAUGAUAAAAACAAUAAGAAGUACUGCAAUGAUAUAAUUCUUAUUAUUUGUCAAUGCAUUAAAUCAGAUGCACGUGAUCUUGAAGAAGAAGACAACAAUUUCAAACAACAGAUGGAUUGUCACUUUAAUUUGUUGAGAACUAUCUUAAGAAGUCCUAAACUGGAUGUCAUAUCUAGAACAAUGAUACUGGAGGUGAUUGAGUUAAGAGCAGCCAAUUGGGAAGUCGUUGAUGAUAUCAAUGACUAUUAUUCCAAGAAAUUGUCUGAACUAAGAGCUAAUGAAUUAAAGUCAUCGAAAAGUAAUCAGUCAUUAGGUAUGUCAGUGCCUAUCAAUUACUCCAUUGAUACGGACGGUUCAAAAGCAAAACCAAUAAAAGUAACGCCAAAGAUGACUGUCAGAGAUGAAGUAGUCAUAAGAAAUGGUGACUCAGGAAAAGUGAUGGGAAUUAAAGGCAGAAGAGUUCAUAUAAUAGAAGAGAUGAGUCAAACGAUUAUAUCUUUUCAAAAAGUACCUCCCGGAGCUAAGGAAAGACUUGUUCAGAUUACCGGUCCAUCAGAAGAGAACAUUGAAUGUGCAAAACAGUUGAUUGAAAAUACAAUUACACGAAACGCAUCUCCCGUUCCUUUUGAGUGCACAAACAAACCAUUGAUUGAUGGAAACAAAAGUGAGAAAUUGGAUUUUAAUGAUAAAAUGAUUGAUAAUAGUAAUACAACUGAAGAGAAAAGUGAUGAUAAAAAGUCAUUUACUUUCAUUGUUAAUGUGGAUGAAGAUGUGAUUCAAUUGUCGACAAACAACUAUCAAAUGGGAGUCAAAGCCAAGAAUAUUCUACAAAAGGUUUUCAUUGAAAGACAAGAGUUAUUAUUCAUUGAUAGUUAUUCUGAUUCAAACGUUACGAAAAACUGUGGACACAAUAAUGCAUAUCAAAGACAGUCGUCAUCCAUUAUGUUAGAAGCUUUUGUCAACAAUUCAAAUAUCGAAAGAUCGUCAUCUCAGGGAACAGUUACUAACACAAGAACUUCUUUACGAUUCAUGAGCCAAGAAUUGUCUAAACCAGACAUCCGAAUGAUUGACGGAAUAAUCAGUUAUGAAAGAGAUUUCCUGUUGCGUUGCCGUCGAUUACAAUUGAAACCAACUGAUGACGUUAUAAAUAUUAUUAAAGACAAAACACCUGACAUUAUCCGAACCUUGAUAUUUGAUAUGAGUUCAGACAAAUUUGACAUCAAAUAUGAUGGCAAAGACAUCGUUUCUUUGGUUAAAUGGAAAGUAAGAGUUGGCGCCCGAAUCGGCCAAAGAGGCCAACAGCUGUUCACAUAUCGGGUUUGCAAUGACUCUAAUCUGGAACCAUCUGGUGAUGUAAUGGUAUUUAAAUGCAAAGAUAUUGGAUUAAUCGUGGAUUCAUUGCUGAAGAAAGAGGGAGAACUGGUUUUACCCAAUGAUGUAGUCCUACAAUACGAUCGGUGUCCACACGACACCAUAAUGAAGGAUAUGUGCGGUGAUUGUGGCGCUAAUAUUAACGCUUUAGAUGACACUCAACGACAAAGAAUAACUGCUUCAACAUCUGUAUCAAUGGUUCAUUCAGUACCAGAAUUAUUGGUUAGUAAAGAAAGGGCUGAAACUCUUGGAAGAGCUGAUGAAAAGAGACUUUUGAAAGAUAGGAAACUUGUUUUACUCGUCGAUUUGGAUCAGACUUUGAUUCAUACGACAAAUCACAACAUACCGGCCGACACACCCGGUGUGCAUCACUUCCAGUUGUAUGGACCGCAUACACAAUGGUAUCACACGAAGUUCAGACCAAAUACUCAUCAAUUUUUAGAUACAAUGUCUAAGCUCUUUGAACUUCAUAUCUGCACAUUUGGUGCCCGACGUUAUGCCCAUACGAUCGCUGCACUAAUGGAUCCAAACCGUCAAUUCUUUCCGAGUGAUAGAAUCUUAUCAAGAGAUGAGUGUUUUGAUCCCAAUUUAAAGACAGCAAACUUGAACUCAUUGUUUCCGUGCGGAGACUCAAUGGUCUGUAUUAUUGAUGAUCGCGAAGAUGUUUGGAGUUUUUCCCCGAAUGUGAUUGCAGUGAAACCUUAUGUGUGUUUUCGCGAUACCGGAGAUAUCAAUGCACCGGAAAAAAAUGUCGGACCUCUGCCACAACAAGUGGACGAUAAGAUCGAUGUUUUAAAUGAUGCAAAAAUUUCUGAUGAAAAGAAUCCAAAUGAAGAAGUGCUUAUUAAUCAAGAAAGUGAUGAUAAGGAAUGCGACAAAAAUAAAGAAAUUGAUUUACAAAAUAAAAGUAAAUUAGAUAAUCAAGAACUUGAGGUUUCUCUCGAUAAAACUGAAACUACUAUUACUUCAGAGUCUAAGAUAGAUAUAACCAAAGAGAGCGAAACAAAGGACAUAUUAGUUGAAUCAAAAGAAAAAAUUGAAAUACAAGAGGAAAGUGAAACACAAGAGAAAAGUGAAACACAAGAGGAAAGUGAAACACAAGAGAAAAGUGAAACACAAGAGAAAAGUGAAACACAAGAGAAAAGUGAAACACAAGAGAAAAGUGAAACACAAGAGAAAAGUGAAACACAAGAGAAAAGCGAAACACAAGAAAAAAGCGAAACACAAGAGAAAAGCGAAAUACAAGAAAAAAGUAAUAUUAGUGAAGAAUCUGAAUUACCAUCUGAUGAAAACAGCAAUAAUAGCAAUUAUAAAGAAGAGAAAAACAAACAAAAUGUGACAAAUAAUGAUAACGACGACUAUUUGUUAUAUUUGGAGGAAAUAUUGAUACGAAUUCAUGGAAAAUAUUAUAAAGAAUUUGACGACAAAAUCAAAUAUAAGACCGAUUCAGAAGAGAUUAAGAUUCCGAAUCUUAAAGAUAUUAUUCCAACGGUUCGUAAAAGUGUUUUAAACGGCGUUAAUAUAGUGUUCAGUGGAGUUAUCCCAACAAAUAUGGCUCCAGAAAAACACAAACUGUAUAUCAUUGCAAAAACUUUUGGUGCAAAUGUGACCACAGAUUUAGUUUUGGAGGGCUCACCCAAAACAACACAUUUGAUUGCCGCCAAAUGGGGAACUGUUAAAGUUAAUAAAUGCAUCAAAGCUAAGAACAUAUGGAUUGUUAAUCCCAAGUGGUUGUACUGUUGUGCUGAACGAUGGGAACGGGUUGACGAAAGAUUGUAUCCAUUAAAUAAAGAUUUGACUUUUGAAAAGGAAAAGCCAUUCACUAAGACUUCAUUAAAACCAAAUUCUCGUGAGUUAUUAAAGAGUCAACAGAUUGUCAAACCAUCGACGACUCCAUCAUUAGCGACAUAUGACCCAAAAACAGGUAAAAGAAUUAGACCUCAAAGUCAACAGCAGACGACUACUUUUUUAGAGAAAAAGGAGCCACAGAUGGAAAGUGGACACAAAAAUGAACAAAUGUUGGAACAGAGCCGUCAAAUACAACCACACAAUAUGAUAGAUUUUUCUCCGUUAUCGGGGUUUACAAUGAAUGAGUUGCAAAGUAUGGGCAAAGAAGUUGAUGACGCCUGCAGUGAGGGCGACGCUAUGAGUACCGGUAAUACCGAUAGUGAUAGUGAUAGUAACAGUGACCAUGAAUUGAAACAAAUAAAAAAGUGUGACAAAAGAGAGAUGAAUACAUCGAGUGAUGACACCGAUGAUGGAGAAUCACCUAAAGGUUGGAGCAAUAAAAAGAAAAGAAAACGUACGUCACUUAUGAAUAGGAUCGCAGAAAUGGAAGAAACUAAUGAUUCGACCGAAGAUUGGGAUAACUUUGGAAGUAAACGAAUAGAUAUGGAGGAAGAGUCGAGUGAUAAUGAAUCAAUUGGUUCAGUAGAUGAAGAAAUGGCAUUAGCCGUUGAACGAGAAUUUCUCAGUUAGUCUUUACUUUAAAAUAAUUAUUAUUUU
Oppia nitens is the source of this 4232-nucleotide messenger RNA. Its product is annotated as RNA polymerase II subunit A C-terminal domain phosphatase-like. Bases 195 to 4205 code for a protein of 1336 amino acids. Gene Ontology annotation, cellular component: nucleus. Lineage: Eukaryota; Metazoa; Arthropoda; Arachnida; Sarcoptiformes; Oppiidae. The record is from RefSeq and is a predicted model, not a curated record. Gene Ontology annotation, molecular function: RNA polymerase II CTD heptapeptide repeat phosphatase activity; RNA binding. The transcript has 6 exons.